Messenger RNA from Gadus morhua (Atlantic cod), 10082 nucleotides. It is a transcript of the gene dlgap4b, whose product is annotated as discs, large (Drosophila) homolog-associated protein 4b. Gene Ontology annotation, molecular function: molecular adaptor activity. The record is from RefSeq and is a predicted model, not a curated record. The transcript is spliced from 14 exons. Gene Ontology annotation, cellular component: postsynaptic specialization; glutamatergic synapse. Gene Ontology annotation, biological process: signaling. Lineage: Eukaryota; Metazoa; Chordata; Actinopteri; Gadiformes; Gadidae. Bases 2342 to 5968 code for a protein of 1208 amino acids.
GGGUAGGUGUCAUCAGCAGAUGUUCACCAGAGGUCUGACACAACACCAUCAGAGGGAAGACAGUGGAGGCAACCAUGCAUGCUUAAAAGAGGGCAAGCAUUUCCUCCUUGUUUGUACUUGAACCCCUUCUGGUUUCGCCUGGAUGCGUCUGCCUAGCAUAACAUAUACCUUGUUACUGAUGUGAAGGCAAUCCAGAGGAAGUGUAUCCAUUAUCAAGCCAGUAUGUGUGUUUAAGAGUGCACCAUCCAUUGUUUAGUUUUUUAUUUGGUCUGCAGAAUCUGCACAACUUAUUAGUACUUUAUCGUAUAGUUUAAAUAACUUAAAUAAAACGUCAAAUGUAUUACUUAUUUUACUAUUUUUACACACAUUAAAAGGUCCAGUGUGUAGAAUUUAGUAGCAACUAGUGGUGAGGUUGCAGAGGACAACCAACUGGAUAACCCCUCCCCAACCAGUAAGUAUUUCAUUUUAGUUAAAAAGCUUCAUACGUUUUCAUCAAACCGAAUGCUGAUUUUUGUAGCCUAUGCUUUUAACCAAUCACAAUCAGGUCUGGUCAAAGUCACCGUGGUCCCUGUACUAUGUGCUGGGACAUAACUGAGGUAACAGCCAUCCUUCUCAACACAUAGUCCUCUUAGUUCAUCAAUAGUUGUAAACUGUAUCUACAUUAUUAUGGAUGUAUGGGGCUCUGUCUUGUCAGCAGUUGAUUCUGAUGGCACACCUGAGAGAAGGUUGAGCUCCUUGACAGAAAUUAUAAUGCCACGGAGUGGGAUGUAUUUCGCUGUUAUUAACCUCCUACAUUGACGUUACUAUAAAUCCUUAAAAAUGUGUUGGCAAGGGGAUAACUAUUAAAGACAUAUUCAAACAUACUCAUGCGCUAUUUCUUUUCUUUACUGAGUAUUUUCAUUUAGCUGCAUUCAAUUCUACACACUGCACAAUGCAGGACUCCACAGAGACAGACACUUUUUAGUAGUUCGGUGCACGGGUUUGAUUCCCAUGAAAAUAGAAAUCCCAAUUCCUCAGCGGCUGCUCUCUCCCAGCAGAGCAGCUAGCCCAGUAAUGUCAAACAAUGAAACCACUGGUGCGUCUCCGGCAGUGCCACUUGUCAUCACAACAGACGAGGGCGAGGCCUGAGAGGCCAACUUAAAAUCCCUCAUCCGCUCCUCUCGUUUAAAAACCAGAGGGUGACCUUAAACAAGAAGCCCACCUCACCUGCACUGCAUUUAUCCCAAACACAGGAAUAUACACUAUUAACAAUAUGCUGUUUAUAAGUCUUUAGAAAAAGGGCUGAGAUUGGGAAUCGAGCCCAGUACGUUUCAGCAGGGAAGACAAUGCCCUGUCGACAAGAACCUGCCCCCUUUCUUUAACACAGCAUCAGUGACAAAAAGGGAUGAACCAGAGGAAGAUGAAGUCGCAAGUAGCCGCCAAUCUGUCAGAAUAGUGCCGUAUAUCUCUCCACACCGGGCCUCUUACCAAUCUCCUCAUUUAGCGGAGCUUGCCGCCGCACCUGUCCCGUGUCUGCGCAGCUGUUGAUUGCUGGAAGGCGAGCAGAUGAGCAGGUGCGCCCACUUUGCAUAAUUGGGUCCGUCAACUGGUAUCGAUGGUUCAAGGACUUUUUUGAUUGGAGCAUCGACAGCACACGUGGCCGGUCAUUUGAAGAAUGUGUCUCAUCACCUAGCAUCCCUAAGCGACACGUUGGGAUCGAUGUAUCUUUCAUGUACAAACCCAAAACACCACCUUGACCUUCUGCAACGGACUGGGAUCGUGAGCGGCUCCUCUCUGCAGCAUUAUCGCGCUCCUCCUCGCCUCGAAGUGCGUCCGGACACUUUUGGUUUUUCCUUCUCCUCUUCGCAGAAUUCUCAAAACGUUAAUGACGCGUUCGGCCAUGGAGAUCGCUGUGGACCGAGGCUCCUGCGUCUUCCUUCAUUGGAAAGACACCGACUACAGGGACGUAUAGCCCUACCGUCCCCCGCCGCCGGUAUCCCUCUGUACUUCACCGGGAACACCGUCACAGCUGCUCGUCGCUGGGCGCUCGGUGCCUCCGUGUCGUUGGUCUCCAUCGCACCUAAAUCCGUUUUUUUUAGAAAUUGAACCACAUCGGAAAGUUACCUACAAAACAAGAAGGAUACAAAAUUCAAGACAUCCACCAUUUCUGAGGAGUUCUCCCAGCCUUUGCUUGACGCUCGUGGAAGACUCACAAUCCAACUCGUGUAACAAGGAGAGCUCCCUCGGCAGGCAUCCCGGCUUCCCCCACAAUGAGCUGCCAAUGUUGACUCACCGCCAAACCCACUGUCUUUCUCUCCCGGGUCCGGGGAUCUUCUAGAGGGCCGGGCCCCUCCCGACUACCAUGAGAGGGUUGGGGGCCAACCGCCACCGGCACCUAUCCGACUCCUGCGAUCCGGCACUGGGGCACCCGGAAGCCAUGUACCCCCAAUCCCACCAGACCAGCACCCUGCCGCGCAGCCCCUACCUCCUCAGCCCCGCCACCAUGGACCACUACGGCACCAUGGACCCCCACCACUACACCGCGGGCAACCCCGUCUCCCUGCCCUCAGACCUCAUGCUGCCGCUCAACAACCAGCUGUCCAACAGCAGCACCUUCCCCCGCAUCCACUACAACUCGUACGACCAGUCCGACUUCUCCCCGCCCGGGGGGGACAACAUCGGCGGGAUCAGCACGGGCACCCUGGGCACCUCCAUGUCCAUGGGCAUGGGGAUGGCCAGCAUGGCGGGCAUGGGCGGACGGACGGCCCUGAUCAACAGCGGCUCGGCCACCAUCUCGCACCACCACCACGCGUCCAAGAACCAGGCGCCGACCGCCAACAUGCUGGAGCAGUUUGAGAACCAGCUGCCGGGCGGCCGCGACGGCUUCAGCACGCUGCAGUACCACCGGGCGUCCGCCGCCGCCGUCGCCGCCGCCGACGCCAAACAGCGCACCGACAGCCCCGGGCGCAUCCGCUACAUGCUGCACUCGGUGCAGAAGCUCUUCGCCAAGUCCCAGUCGCUGGAGGGCCAGCACAUGAAGGGCAACGUCAACGGGCGCUCGGGCGGCAGCGGGGGCACCUCCUCGGGCACGGAGGACGGCAGCAAGCAGGGCCGGCGCUCCAAGAGCAAAGACCGGGGCACCAAGUCGGAGGGCCAGGCCAAGCGGCGGCCGCGCUCCAACAUGUCGGGCUACUGGAGCUCCGACGACCUGGACAGCAGCGACCUGAGCAACUACCGCAACCCCGUGGCCAUGAUGACGGUGGGCCGCGCCUCGGGCCACGACAGCCAGCCGGCCCAGAACCGGUACAUCCACAGCGGCUACAACACCAUCAGCUCCUCCAAGAGCACCCAGGAGAUGCGCUACCCGGCCCUCUCCGUGGCCGUGGGCGGAGGUGGUGGAGGAGGAGGAGGCGGGGGAGGUGGAUCGCUGGGGAUACACGACAGUGACUUCAUGAAAGGGAACUCCUGGUCCACGAUGACCAUGGGCCAGCCCAGGCAGGUCCUCCCCCCCUCCUCCAAGAUCUCGGCCACCCUUGACCGAUCCAUGCUCAAGUCCAAGUCCUGCCAGCCAGAGCUUACGGGAAACUAUCUGCAGGUGGGUCGAAGGCAGGGAGACUGGAGCAGCACCCUGGGCCGGGUGGGCGGGGCCCAGGAGAUCCCGUGUCGACGCAUGCGCAGCGGCAGCUACGUGAAGGCCAUGGGCGACAUGGAGGAAAGCGACGACUCAGACGGAAGCCCCAAACCGUCGCCCAAAUCCACCGCCCGCCGCCAGAGUUACCUCAGGGCCACCCAGCAGUCUCUGAGUGACCAACAUCCUCCGCGCAACUGUCUUCCGUCUCUCAGCGAGCUCUCCAACAACCGCAGCCUGGACAACCUGGACUGCAUCGGGGGCCCGGGCUCCUCCUUCCCCCGGUGGGAUGACGACGACUUCAGCCAGGCCUGCAGCACCCUGGGCCGGGGCAGCUGCCUGGGACAGCUACGGGACCUGGAGAUGAGCCCGCGCUACGAGGACCGCAGCUCCGACUCCACGUACCGGGACUCGCGCCCGCCCUCUCAGGACCAGCCGGAGCCCCCCGACCUGCCCAUGCCCACGUGCUUCCGCUCGCGCAGCCACAGCUACCUGAGGGCCAUCCAGGCCGGCUGCUCCCAGGACGACGACACGGCGUCGCUGGACUCGGGGUCGCCGCCGCCCACCGCCACCACAGUCCACACCUACAGCACCAGCACUGUCUCCACGUGUAUCACCACCAGUAAGCGGACGGCCCCGCCGCCGGUGCCCCCCCGCACCACCUCCAAGCCCUACAGCUCGGUGACGGUGCAGAGCAGCACCGAGUCGGCGCAGGAGGACACCUACCUGCAGGACCUGCAGGACCGGCGCUCGGAGGCCACCAGCCAGUCCAGCCACGCCCACAGCAACUCGUCCGACAGCCUGGACAGCAGCCACGCCAACAGCCUGGCCCGCGGCAUCCCGCGGCCCCUGCAGACCAUCACCGCCGUCCCCGUGGCCCUCGCCCGCGAGCCCUACGCCUCGGCCAUCCUCGGAGCCAUCGGCACCGCCUCCGCCGUCGCCGCCACCGCCAACGCGUGCACCGACACCAACGACGCGCGGUCGCACUCGCACGCACACUCGCACGCGCGCGCCCACUCGCACGCCUCCACCGCCGUGCAGCACGACCUCCCUCCCCUGCGGACGGGAGGCGGAGGCGGCGGCGGUAAGGGAGGACUGCUGGGGGAGGAGCCUCUGGUGGCGCCGAUGCCCAGGAGGAAGCUGUCCUCUAUAGGGAUACAGGUGGACUGUAUUCAGGAGGUCCAGCGAGAGGACUCUCCGCAGCUGGCCCGGUUUCAGUCCAUCGGUGUACAGGUGGAGGACGGCUGGCAGGUCGGCCACUCCGGCAGCAUGGCCUCCAAGCAGGACUCUGACACCACGCCGGACCUGCCCUCGGCCGCCGCCGCCACCUCGCACAUCCUGGCCUCCAGCAACGGCCGGGCCGCCGAGAGGAAGGUCAUGGUGAACAGCGCCAGCCAGUCCACCGACUCCCAACGCGGGGGGAGCACCUCGCUGGACAACGGCGAGGGCCUCGGAGACACCGCCACCACCGCCGCCGCCACCACGGCCGCCGCCACCACCUCCUGCUCCACCUCGCCUCCGCCCCCGCCGCGGCAGAUCCUGAACCGCUCCACCACGCGCAGCAGCUCGGACUCGUUCUCCGAGAGCAUGGACCCUGCCCUGGACCCCUCGUCCCUGCCGCCGCCGGACCCCUGGCUGGAGAGUGUGAGCGUUGGGGUCGGAGGAGGAGGAGGAGGAGGAGGUGCUGGUGGCGGUUCCGGUGGUGGGGGGACACUGUGCAGGAGAGACGGCCACUGGUUCCUGAAGCUGCUGCAGGCGGAGUCGGGCCGCAUGGAGGGCUGGUGCCAGCAGAUGGAGCUGGAGACCAAAGAGAACCAGAUCUCUGAGGAAGUGCUGGGGAAGGUCCGUAGCGCGGUGGGGAGUGCCCAGCUCCUCAUGACCCAGAAGUUCCAACAGUUCCGGGGGCUGUGUGACCAGAACUUGAAUGUGAGCGCCAACCCGCGGCCCAGCCCCCAGGACCUGGCAGGCUUCUGGGACCUGCUCCAGCUCUCCAUCGAGGACAUCAGCCUCAAGUUCGACGAGCUUUACCACCUCAAGUCCAACGACUGGCAGCCGGCGCCCAGCUCCGCCUCCUCCACCGCCGCCGCUGCCUCCGCCGCCGCUGCUGCCACCACAUCCGCCCUCUCGUCCCCUGAGCGGAAGGACCAGGAGACGGGCAAGAAGCCCGCUAAGGGGCGACCGGUACUGGGCCGCGAGAAGAGCGUGGACUCGUCGUCCGCCUCGUCAGUGGAGAAGCAGCGGCAGGAGGCCCGCAAGCGCCUGCUGGCCGCCAAGAAGGCUGCAUCGUUCCGCCAGAACUCGGCCACCGAGAGCGCCGACAGCAUAGAGAUCUACGUCCCGGAGGCCCAGACCAGACUAUGAGGGAACCCCCCCAGGGAGAGGGAGAAGGGUGAGGAGGAGGCCGUAAUCCAUGGUGAUGCUCUUAUCUCAGAAGUUAAGAGGAUUGUCAAUGUAAGUUCUUCCCGACGCCUGAAGAGGAAAACCAAACAGGAAAAAAAUAUGGAGAGAAAAAAAAUUAACAGAAAACAAAACGCUGCAGGGAUAUUGAGUUUGGGGGUCUGGGGGUCCAAGUGUGUUUAAAAUGUGGACACCCACACAGUUGAGCCCUGAUGACUAUGGGAAUUCCCUAGAUCUAACACCUAAAUGACUGAUGACUCACGUUGUUACUUGAUGAUGAACACUUAUUGUUACUACUAUUGAAUAUCAACGAUGAUGAAUAGCGCUGGUAUUAUUAUCUCUCCUAAAGAAACUCUAUUAAGACUGUUUAUAAAUAUUUUAUCUUGGCCAUAAGAUCUACUACUAAUCAGACAGGGGUCAAAUAUGUGUGCUUUUCUGUUUCUCCUCUUCCUGUCUUUCCAAGGCCUUGGCUAUCCUGUAGCUUUGCACAACACCACCUUCUGGACAUCACAUGAAUUACAUACACAACAGAUACACUAAGCUCAGUCUACUUUGUCUACCGUGUCUUUCUUUGUUAAUUUUCUCACAUUUGGCACGUUUCUAUGUGAAGAACCAUAAUUAUAACUCUGCUUUGCAAUAUGGAACUAAAUUAGUGUUCAGAAUCACAAAAUAGAUUAAUGCUAGGUUUUUGGGUUUAGGGUGCAUCCUUUCAAAAUAUUUCGAUCCAUGGUUUAAAAUACUAUGGAGGAUACUAGGGCAGAAUAUGUAGGUAUAUAUUGAACAAAAGCAUAUCCUGCUGAAAAUGCGAUGACCAAGCCCAGCGAUCCUAUCAGAAUCUCUGGCUGUAGCCAUGCUUGCGUGUCCUGAGAUUUCCUGGCACUAUGGAAAUAAGCUCCUUCACACCCUCUUGGAUUCCUUUUCAAGUCUUCCUUUUAAAGCAUUCUUUCUUCUCUGUGUGGAGAUGUAUGUUUUGGUGACUUGGAUAUUCAGUAGCAGCACCUUUCCAUCUUUUUGUGAAGCAUACAAUGGGUAAAUGCUUCAAAUCGCUUCACCUUAAGAUUCAUAUUUCAACUGAACCAUAUCACUCAAUCCAAUGCAAAAGUGUGUUGAGAUAGUUUUUCAUUAUAUUACUUUUUAUAAAUGCCAACCCCUAGUGGAAUAUAUAUUGAUACAUCAUCAAUAUAACAGUAUUCUUAUCACUCUUCAGCAAGAUUAUCAAUUUGCAGUUAAAGUUACUUUUUUGUUAUUAUUUCUGCCAAACAGUUCAGUGAAAGCAUGGCCUGUCUUGGUCAAUACGCUUUGCCAUCAUUCAUUCAUAUAAGCUUGUUUGUGAAUGGGAAAAUGCCGUAAAGCCAAAGACAAAUUGACAUCUUAAAAUCAAUACAAUAUCAUCAACACCAUUAUUAACUUCAGGCUUCAUUGUUAAGGGUGGUUGUGUGUGUGUGUGUGUGUGUGUGUGUGUGUGUGUGUGUGUGUGUGUGUGUGUGUGUGUGUGUGUGUGUGUGUGUGUGUGUGUGUGUGUGUGUGUGUGUGUGUGUGUGUGUUGAUGAGUUGAGGCCAACAAGGGCGUAUCCCACUCUGUCCCAGGUUUGGGUGGCAGCGUUGUAGCGCGUUCUUUCCUCAAGCCCCAGCUCUCCAGAGACACUUCCCCCUCCCUCUAUUUAGAUGGCAUUAACAUAUUCUAAAUCUUGAUUGCAGUCUCCCAUCCCAAGGGGGGCUGCCGUUGUCAAUGCAGCCCCAGGCUUUUAAACCUUUGUUGUUGUUUUGUAACAAACACGGAUUAUGUCUCACACUGGACAUACACUAUCCCACAUAAAACACAAAACAAGUUUAGAGGGUCUUGAGUAUGGGUGAAACGUCUUCCUCUCCAUCUCAAAUGGGCCCAUCCGCACAGUCUGUCAGACGUCAAACUACCACUAGCCCCCAGUGUCAUUGUUGGUGUUGAAUAAGUGCAAUGCGACCCGGUUGGCCCUAUGGCUGCUCUAAUGCUCUGCCUCUCACCCACUGUGAUCCAGAAAUGUUGGGCUGGGCUUUGAAUGAGAAAAAGCCAACAACAAGCUGGCUGGCUGUUUCACUCUCUCCUGGUCAGAGCUUUCAGUUGAUGGCCGGUCUUUGUGUGCUGUUGUAUUUGAUGGGGAUGACUCACUAAGGUAAAUGGCUCGGGGGUGUGAAAAUCCUAGCGUCGUUAGCACCUUCAAGAUCUUUUGUCCCGUUUGUCCUCUGUUGUCAGCUCCAAUGGAAUUCCAGAGAAAGCCAUGUCUGUCUGUGUCUGACAAGUUUAACUCCAAUCACUUUAGGUGAGGUGAAUUAUAGUUGUCUGUUUUCUUCACAAAGGCCACAUCAACUGCACAAUGGUGUGAUUUGGGUACAUUGAGUAUAUGAGGUUCAUUUAAUUUUAACCUGAGAAAUAACUUCUUGUAGUUUUGUUGGUUGAAAAAUGGAUAAUCAUGGUCCAUCCUUUGAAUGCAAGUUGAAAAUGUAUCAUGUGUUCAUUGUAAGAAUGCAAACGUUUGUGUUCUUUUUGGUUUCUAUCUUCUGCAAAUGCAUCUAUUAUAGUGCGCACUGAUCUGAACUAUCACAACAUGGAUGACAAGCAUUGCUGCUCCUAGCCUAAGAAGACUUGAGUGUGAAUGUGAAUGGCAGCCAAGUGACGGAGGCAUAUCUAUUCCUUUAUACAAGGAUCGCAUUGCAAUACACACUUGUCAGCCACAGUAAUGUAUGGGACACACCUGGUCCACUUCCUGGAGAGGUUUAUCCAUGAUCCAAAGGGUUCCAUUGUGUGCUUGUGUUAUUUUCCCAGUGGCUCAUUUGAAGUUGAUAAUGGUCCCGUGAUAGCUCCUUCCGCCUUCGUCCUUUGCUUUCUUUUGUUGGGCAUUUGCUUGCGUUUAAAUUGAAGAUAAGUAAUACUCUAUGUAAAACCAACUGUGUAUCAUGCACAUGGCAGAAACUAAUGUGCACAAAAAAUGUUUUGGGGUCAUGUGUUCUUAUGUAGGGCUCAUUGAUAAGGAUGCAGAUGCACAAAUCCUAAUAAUGACCAAUGGGAUGUAAGCGUAACUUUACUUGAAAUUCUAAUUCAAUAUAAUACAGACGAAAAGGCCCCGUGGACACUUUCAUUACCCUUUACAGUUCAGUACUACCGGUCACCCUUUGGGUUUCCAAGCUUUUUUGUCAAGGGGCCCCAUUGUCAACUCCCUGUCCCUAUCCCCCAAGUCCUAAAUUGCUUGCCUUUUAUUUGUAUUUAAAUAUAUCACUUUUCACCAAAAGUGAGCAGAACCCGUUGUCUCUUUUCAGCAUCCAUGCAAGGUCUUGUAUUUAUAUUUCCCCACUUCCGGUGUGUGUGCGUGUGCGUGCGUGUGUGUGUGUGUGUGUGUGGUCACCGAGUCUCUGUUGAUUAUGAUAGGCAACAAGCAAAGCAACGUCAGAGACGGACGGGCACACCUAGCUGGAGAGAGUGAUCUAGGUUGGAGUACAACAUAAUAUGCUGCCUUGUAGAAAAGCCAACUAGGAAAAAAAAAAGAAAUUGAAACUACCGCCAAUAAUUCUGCUGACUGCCACUGGGUGGGAUAUGAAAACUUGGAGGCAUACGAAUCUAUGCUCAAUCAGCAGGAGAUAAGAUGUAGCAUUACAAACCCUAGAGGAAAUAUUUUAUAAAACAAGCACAUAUUUUAAUGAGUAGGAUUUGUUUGGUAUCGAUAAAGCUAUAUGUAGAGACUGUGUUUGCCAAGGUUUUAGGGGGUUUGGUAUAAACGUGUUAUGAGGUGCACAUGUUGCUGAAUGAGUUGUUUAUAUAAAAAUUAUAGAUUUAUUAAAUUUGUUCUCGCUAUUCUCUGUUAACAUUAAACGUAUAUGUGCAAUACUAAAGAUAAGUACAUGGGUUCUUUGAUAAUAAAUACAUUCUAAUAAUGUUAUCCCAUGCCUGUUACAAAUCACUCUGUAUAUAAGAGACACAGUUUGAAAAGCUUCAUCUUUUGCAAUGCUAGAUGUAUUUAUACUAUUUUAAAGGGUGGUCCCAUGUAUAACGGUGAGAGGUCAAAUUAAAUAAAAUGCACACAAUACUUUCUCAAAAGUUUAACUUGUG